AUGAGUGAAGUUGAUUUACCAACUUUAGCUAAAACCGGUCGCUCUGCCGCUGAGUCUAAAUCACAGUUUGCUUUGGAGGAAGUGAACCUUGCUCUAAAAGAAUGUGGUUAUGGCUUCUUCCACGUGCGACUGAUGCUCGCGGUAUUUGUGGGACUGGUGAUGGGUGUUAUGAUGGCAUCCAGUUCAUCGUAUAUCUUGUCGGAGGCUGAGUGUGAUUUCGAUUUGGAUCUAGUGGAUAAGGGGGUGUUGAAUGCUAUGCCUUAUUUAGGUAUGUUAACAUCUUCAAUCAUUGCUGGCUUCCUUACGGAUGCGUUUGGAAGGAAGACAUUUGUUGUACUCGGCUGUGGUGGAACGUUCGUCUUCAUGUUUUUAUCUGGACUUAGUCAAACCUACGUAAUGUUGACCAUGGCCAAUUUUAGCGUAGGAGUUUUUUUCGCCGCAGCAUAUAGUUCCAUGUUGACAUUGACAUCUGAGUUCUAUCACGAUGGAGUAAGAGAUCGGAUUAUGCUUAUUACAUCUGCUGCGAUUCCUUUGGGUCAGGUGAUUGUCGCUCUCAUGUCGUGGGGCAUACUCAUUCAAGAUUGGGCAGUUUCAUUCUUUGACGGGGCGUUUGUACUUCAUACUUGGAACUACUAUUACCUGAUUCUAUCUCUUUGGGCAUUGGUUGCUAUGAUCCAAUACAUACUACUGCCAGAGAGUCCAAUGUUCUAUAUUUCCCAGCAAAAGUACGAUGAGGCGAGAGAGGUAUUAAUUAAAGUUUAUAAGGAAAAUACGAGAAAACCAGCUGAAACAUUCAAGUAUAAAGACCUAUGGAAGGACAAACACCUGCUUUUGAAGCGUCAAUCAAUAUCACCAGCGAUUCAACUGUCAAGUGCAUUUCACAACAUCAGGCCAAUGUUCCGCAUGCCACUUCUGGGAUACCUCACUCUAUUUUGCGUGUUGAACUUUACUUCGAUGACAUUAUAUAUAGUACUGAGAAUGUGGUUCCCACAGCUAUCCGCCAUGUUUGAGCAUUAUUCAAGUGGAAGUAGUGAUAUCUGCGUCAUCAUAGAUUCUUACUCCAGAGACUUAAAACUGAAAACUCUUCCUGAAAGAGAUGAAGUUUGCAUACCAGCGCGGAGUGGCGCCGAAUCCUACAUCAAUAGUCUCAUCCUAGGCUCCGUUUGCUGUAUACCACCUAUAAUCAGCGGUGUACUAGUAAACAAAGUCGGUAAACGGAACCUAUAUAUAGUCUGUGGAUUUAUAGCCAUGGCCUUGACUAUAGCAGUGAGAUGGGCCAACUCGAAGGUUGCUAUGGUAGCGCUGUUUUCAACAGACGUCGCCAUAUCAACAUUAAUGGCCAGUUUGACACAGACCAUGGUACUACAACAUUUCCCGACCACCACAAGAUCGUUAGCUGUCGCUAUAGUGAUGACGAUGGGCCGAACUGGCUCUGUAUUUGGAAAUAUAUUGUUUCCAAUACUAUUAGACAUGGGGUGCGCUGUUCCUUUCUUUUCAUUAGCAGCUAUAGUUGGCGCUACGACAGGAUUGGCGUUUUUGAUCUCAUCGAAGAAAGAAUAA
Messenger RNA from Pieris macdunnoughi, 1560 nucleotides. NCBI's taxonomy places the organism in Eukaryota, Metazoa, Arthropoda, Insecta, Lepidoptera, Pieridae. The record is from the annotation of a GenBank genome assembly.